AUGUUAGCCUCAGCAAAACUCUGCUUCACAAUCCACAUCUCAUGCACAGCCCUUUCCUUGUUCGUCCUAUCUUGCGCGGCAUUCACCGCGCAAGACUACGAAAAUGCCCUCGACAAAUCGAUCCUCUUCUUCGAGGGGCAGAGGUCCGGUAAGCUGCCGCCUAACCAACGCCUUACGUGGAGAGGCGACUCUGCAUUAACCGACGGCUCGAGUAACAAUGUGGAUCUUUCGGGAGGCUACUACGAUGCGGGAGACAACGUGAAAUUCGGUCUGCCGAUGGCGUUCACGACCACGCUGCUCGCGUGGAGCGUGAUCGAGUUCGGCGACUCCAUGAAGAGCCAUGUGGGGCCCGCGAAAGAUGCCGUGCGUUGGGGAACGGACUAUCUACUCAAAGCUGCCACGGCCGAACGGGACGCGCUUUACGUGCAAGUCGGGGACCCGAACACCGACCACAGAUGUUGGGAAAGACCCGAGGACAUGGACACGGCCCGUAACGCCUACAAAGUUGGGCCUUCAAACCCGGGCUCGGAUGUCGCGGCUGAGACUGCCGCAGCAUUGGCGGCCGGCUCGAUCGUGUUCAAAAACUCCGACCCUUCGUACUCCAAAAGGCUACUUCAAACAGCAAUGCAGGUGUUCGAUUUUGCUGAUAGGUAUAAAGGGUCGUACAGCGACUCAUCGCUUAGCUCGUUCGUGUGCCCGUAUUACUGCUCAUACUCCGGUUAUCAUGACGAACUUUUGUGGGGGGCGUCGUGGCUUCACAAAGCUUCAAACAACGGCUCGUAUUUGGGGUACAUUCAGUCUAACGGUCAGACGCUAGGUGCAAAUGAUGACGAUUACUCGUUCAGCUGGGACGAUAAACGGGCCGGGACCAAAGUGUUGCUCUCACAGGGGUUCUUGGAGAAUAAUAUUCAACAGCUUCAGCUGUACAAAUCACAUUCAGACAACUAUAUAUGCUCUCUAAUUCCAGGCUCACCCAGUUUCCAGGCUCAGUACACUCCAGGGGGUUUGUUCUACAAAGAAAGCGAAAGCAAUCUACAGUUCGUCACCACAUCGACUUUUCUAAUGCUGACAUAUGCGAAAUACCUAAAGUUACGAGGAGGGGCCGUCUCGUGCGGGACCUCGACCUUGGGCCCGGAAAAUCUCAUUGCCCAGGCGAAAAGGCAAGUGGACUACAUAUUAGGAGAUAAUCCCGCAAAAAUGUCUUACAUGGUGGGGUUUGGGUCGAGGUAUCCUCAGCACGUGCACCACAGGGGCUCGUCGUUGCCAUCAGUGCACACACACCCGGCCCGGAUUUCAUGUAAUGACGGGUUUCAAUACCUCUAUUCGGGCUCGGCAAACCCAAACAUUCUUGUGGGGGCCAUCGUGGGCGGGCCCGAUAAUCGAGAUGGUUUUGCAGAUGAUAGGAAUAACUAUCAGCAGUCUGAGCCCGCGACUUAUAUUAAUGCUCCGUUUGUCGGGGCUCUGGCUUUCUUUUCGGAAUAA
Striga hermonthica is the source of this 1482-nucleotide messenger RNA. The record is from the annotation of a GenBank genome assembly. NCBI's taxonomy places the organism in Eukaryota, Viridiplantae, Streptophyta, Magnoliopsida, Lamiales, Orobanchaceae.